Molecule: messenger RNA, 377 nt
Organism: Helicoverpa armigera (cotton bollworm)
Lineage: Eukaryota; Metazoa; Arthropoda; Insecta; Lepidoptera; Noctuidae
Product: pupal cuticle protein C1B
Exons: 2
Coding region: 96-332 (78 amino acids)
Source: RefSeq, a predicted model, not a curated record
GCGUGCAUUUGGCCUUCUCAACUUACUAUAAAAUUCGUGGCUAUCACAUCUUGCGUAUCAUUCAGUGCACAAGCAACUCAGUGAAAACAAUCAAGAUGUUCAAAUAUAUGUUCGUAUUCGCCUGCAUGCUGGUGGCCGCCAUGGCUGAGCCCAAGCCCGGCGUGCUGUACAGCGCGGCAUACACGGCGCCCGUGGCGGCGGCGUACACCGCGCCGGUGGCUGCUGCCUACACCGCGCCGCUCGCCUACUCCGCCUACUCCGCGCCGCUCGCCGCCUACUCCGCAUACCCCUACGCCUCACCCUACGCCGCCGCUUACCUCCUGAAGAAAUAAUUUCGUAAACAAAUGAAUAAACAACAGUAGCUACCACCGCUCAAA